ACAGAACAAAACAUUAAGCACAGUAUUACGAUCAUCGCGAUGAUCCGGCCGCAGUAGCUGCACUGCCGUAUCGCUGGUGUUCUUUCAACGCAGUCGCCCGGUACCCCCUUUAUUAUGGUCGAUGGUGCCUGUGUGACAUCCGCAGCUGCAGUCUCGUGCUUCUUCUAUUGACGGCGCCCUCGCUCGUCGCCGCCAGGGUUGGUCCAGAUGGCGUCGUUCAGCAAUUUCGACGCGCCCUUCCGGGUCCAGUCGCAGCUUUUUCAACCCCCUCGCACACCCUCAUCGUCCUCGUCCUUUUACCCAUCCCCUGAGUAUAGCGGUACUCGCAAACGGCUGCGUCGUGAGGCACCCGACGAGCGCCCGCCCCUCUGCGACCCCGUGUCUUCUGUCGAACUGGAAAGCCCAGCGCCGCUAGUAAACACCGACUAUAUUUUGGCUAACGGUGGCGAGGACCAGCAGCGCCUUGACUUGAAGGAGACGAAAGAGAUCCUUGUAGAGGAGCUCGAUUACCGGCCCAAUCGAUACCGUGAAAAUAAUGUUCGACCAGCAACACCCAACCAGACUGCUGAAAAUAAAGACGUUGAAAAUCGCAAGCGCAGUCGUAGUGACGCGACAGAAACAGCUAUGCCAUAUACUCCCUCUGUGUCAAGCGGGACCCCAGGAUGGGGUCGCACUAUGUUUACCGUUGUUGGGAAGGUCUGGGACUUUUGCUGGACCAGCGCUUUUCGAGGCUUCUCUGCUGGGGGAGGCCAAGGAUAUACAGUAACAUCACAAUCAUCGCUGCAGCCGAUGACUGCAGAUACAACUACCUGGCAGAUGGUACAUCACCAAGACCAACCCAGUGCAUCAAAGUCACGUUCAAAGUCAGCGUCGACACCAAUCCCGGGCCAAUAUCCCGAGGACGAAGUAGAUGCUGAGCAAGUCCGGGAUCGAGAAACUUGGGUUCUCGUUCCCGAGUCACCAUCCACAAGAAUUUCGCCUUCACGAAGUGAAAGCCCCACGCAUUUUGCUCGCAAAGUCCCGCGACGGAGUAGUGCAUAUCGCCCCCAACCACGACGUUCGAUUGGCGGCCUUCCUCGAGCGAUGAAUAAGAGACCGACUCUAAAUCCUAGUCGUCCAUCAAAUGGGCUGUCAUUAUCAUCAGCUGCGCGUCCAUCCACGCCUACCAAACCACCAGUGAGUCCCACUAGGACAUCGAAUCAAAACAGCCCCGCUUCUAGAGAUGCACAACGAUUUGCAGCCAAGUUUCGACGGCGCGAACGCGAAGAAGAUGCUAGUUUCCAGAAAAUGAACGACCAGCUCAAGGCGUUAAUUCGUGAAGGUCGUGAAGCCCUUGGCUCUCGCGUUGAGGUUGAUGAAAUGGACCUUGACGAUGAGCAGUCGGGCAACCCUUGAUUUAAUUUCUUGUUUCUUAUUUUGUCCUCUCGUUAGCAACGAGGCUGAUGAUACCCUAUCGCUAGUCCAUAACACCACUACCACUUUUAUUUAUUUAAUCCCAAAGUCCUUUCACUUACAGAGAAAAUUGCUUUGCAUAUCAUGGCAACAGCAUUGCUUUUCGGCCUUCGCUACUGAAGUCACUACCAAGGUGUAUUUAGUCCUUAGUCUAGCUCUUACUGCGUGGGCAUCGCUAUGAUGACCGUUACGACACUGAAAUGACAAC
Messenger RNA from Talaromyces proteolyticus, 1660 nucleotides. RefSeq lists its product as uncharacterized. Bases 208 to 1395 code for a protein of 395 amino acids. The transcript has a single exon. NCBI's taxonomy places the organism in Eukaryota, Fungi, Ascomycota, Eurotiomycetes, Eurotiales, Trichocomaceae. The record is from RefSeq and is a predicted model, not a curated record.